Messenger RNA from Ailuropoda melanoleuca (giant panda), 1048 nucleotides. RefSeq names its product ribosomal protein S2 (gene RPS2). Bases 128 to 1009 code for a protein of 293 amino acids. Gene Ontology annotation, biological process: translation. Gene Ontology annotation, cellular component: ribosome; cytosolic small ribosomal subunit. The record is from RefSeq and is a predicted model, not a curated record. Gene Ontology annotation, molecular function: RNA binding; structural constituent of ribosome. Lineage: Eukaryota; Metazoa; Chordata; Mammalia; Carnivora; Ursidae. The transcript has 8 exons.
GCGCACCGUCCUUAUAGGCCCGUGGCGAACUCGCGCUGGGGCGGGGCAGCCGAGAUCUCGCGGCACUUGGCGUGUUAUAAAUCCUCCCACGGCGAGGCUUCGGCCUUCUUCUCCGGGAGAACACCAAAUGGCGGAUGACGCCGGUGCUGCGGGAGGCCCCGGAGGGCCUGGGGGCCCUGGAAUGGGAGGCCGCGGCGGCUUCCGCGGAGGCUUCGGCAGCGGCAUCCGGGGCCGGGGCCGCGGCCGUGGUCGGGGCCGGGGCCGAGGCCGCGGAGCUCGCGGAGGCAAGGCCGAGGACAAGGAGUGGAUCCCCGUCACCAAGCUGGGCCGCCUGGUCAAGGACAUGAAGAUCAAGUCCCUGGAGGAGAUUUAUCUCUUCUCCCUACCCAUCAAGGAAUCUGAGAUCAUUGAUUUCUUCCUGGGAGCAUCCCUCAAGGAUGAGGUUUUGAAGAUCAUGCCUGUGCAAAAGCAGACCCGUGCUGGCCAGCGGACCAGGUUCAAGGCAUUUGUUGCCAUCGGAGAUUACAAUGGACAUGUUGGCCUGGGUGUCAAGUGCUCCAAGGAGGUAGCCACUGCCAUCCGUGGGGCCAUCAUCUUGGCCAAGCUUUCCAUCGUCCCCGUUCGGCGAGGCUACUGGGGGAACAAGAUCGGCAAGCCCCACACUGUCCCGUGCAAGGUGACUGGCCGUUGUGGUUCUGUGCUUGUGCGGCUCAUCCCUGCCCCCAGAGGCACUGGCAUCGUCUCAGCCCCUGUGCCCAAGAAGCUACUGAUGAUGGCCGGUAUCGACGACUGCUACACCUCGGCCAGGGGCUGCACUGCCACCCUGGGGAACUUUGCCAAGGCUACUUUUGAUGCCAUCUCCAAGACCUACAGCUAUCUCACCCCUGACCUCUGGAAGGAGACCGUGUUCACCAAGUCUCCCUAUCAGGAAUUCACUGACCAUCUUGUGAAGACCCACACCAGAGUCUCUGUGCAGAGGACCCAGGCUCCAGCUGUGGCCACCACAUAGUUUUAUACAAGAAAAAUAAAGUGGACUAAAGCUUGUUAA